CCUGCGCCGCCUGCGCCGCCUGCGCCGCCUGCCGCACCUGCGCCGGCACCCCUCGCCGCACCCGCGCCGCCCUCGGAGCGCACCAUCGCCCUCGAGCGCACCUCCUUCUUCCAGGAGCUCGAGCUCGACCGCAUCCUCGCCGCCUUCCGCCUCAACCCCUACGACAUCCUCGAGUGUCCGCUCGAGGCAGACGCAAAGACGGUGACGAAAAUCUACCGCAAGAAGAGCCUGCUCAUCCACCCCGACAAGGUCAAGGACCCUCGCGCCGUGCAAGCCUUCGACCUCCUCAAGAAGGCCUCCUCUGUCCUGCUCGAUUCCGAGCAGCGCGACACACUUGACGAGGUCGUCAUUUCCGCGCGCGUCAUGGUGCUGCAGGACAUGAAGCUGCCGGCAGACGUUGCGGCCGAGGAUGAGAGGCUGCAAGACCUGGUGCCUUCCUUUGAGGAGCGCGUGAGGAAACGCACGAAGGAGCUGAUGGUGGAUGAUGAGCUACGUCGUCGUCGAUCCAUCAAGAUGCAGCACGAAAGCGAAGGCGAAGAACAGCGCCGCAAAGAAGCGGCAGCGCUGGAGCGCAAGCGCAAGGCGGAGGAGAAGGAGACGUGGGAGAAUGGCCGCGAGGAACGCGUGGCGGGCUGGCGCACGUUUGCGAAGAGCGGCGCCAAGAAGAAG
Tilletiopsis washingtonensis is the source of this 669-nucleotide messenger RNA. Its product is annotated as DnaJ-domain-containing protein. The annotation marks the transcript as partial. The transcript has 3 exons. Lineage: Eukaryota; Fungi; Basidiomycota; Exobasidiomycetes; Entylomatales. The record is from RefSeq and is a predicted model, not a curated record.